Molecule: messenger RNA, 1383 nt
Organism: Actinia tenebrosa (Australian red waratah sea anemone)
Lineage: Eukaryota; Metazoa; Cnidaria; Anthozoa; Actiniaria; Actiniidae
Product: calumenin
Cellular component (GO): endoplasmic reticulum
Molecular function (GO): calcium ion binding
Source: RefSeq, a predicted model, not a curated record
GUACUGUGUUUACUGUCAAAGAAGCCUGCCAUCUUUUGCCACGUUGCCAGUCAUUUGCUUAGCAAUUUUAACUUGUUUAAUCGAACGACACCAUAAACCCAGCUGUUUUAUUACUCAAUAACCUUCAGUGGGAACGAUACAAGGUGUUCGUAGGAUCUCGAGGGGAAUAUUUAUCAUGAAGACCGUUCUUGUUUGUGUUUUACUGGUGUUCGUAUUCAGCUGUUUUGCUGCACAAGAUGAAGCUACUCACAAAGCUCAUGUUCAUGAAGACAAGUUAGCUGACGCUGAUCAUUAUGUAGACGGUGAACACAACCCUGAACACGACCAUGAGGCAUUCCUUGGAGAAGAGAAGGAAGAGUUUGACCAUCUAUCCCCUGAAGAAGCUAAAAAACGGCUCCGCAACUUAAUCAAGAAAGUUGACACUGACAAAGACGAAGCCAUUACAACUGAAGAACUGACAGAUUGGGUUAAAAAAGUCUUUGAUGAGCGUUCUUUAGUUGGUGUUGAUAAAGACGUAGAGGAUAAAGACUCAAAUAAGAAUGGUAAAGUAGAAUGGGAUGAGUACGUUAAAGGAACGUAUGGAGAAACAGGAGAAGAUGAUGAAGAAGUUAAAGAAUUGCUGCAGAGAGACAGACGUCGGUUUGAUGCAGCUGAUAAAGAUAAAGAUGGAGCUCUGGAUAAGAAUGAAUUUGGUACUUUCCUUCACCCAGAGUCUUCUCCAGAAAUGGGAGACAUCCAUGUCACCGAAACAAUUGAAGAUAUUGACAGAGAUAAAGACGGUUUUGUCAACCUAAAGGAAUUCCUAGGAGAAUAUACUGACGACGAGUCUUCAGAAGCACCUGAAUGGGUUCAUGAAGAGACCAAGAGGUUCCAUGAAGAGUAUGACAAGAACAAAGAUGGAAAACUAGACAAAGAUGAAGUAAAGCAAUGGAUUUUACCAGAAACAGAUCACAUGAUGGCUGUAGAAGAAGCCAGGCAUCUAGUAACAUCAGCAGAUGAGAAUAAUGAUGGCAAGUUAACUAUUGGAGAGAUAGAGAAGAAUUAUGCUCUGUUUGUAGGAAGCGAAGCCACUGACUAUGGUCGUGCACUUCCUCAUAGCGAACUUUGAUAAGCAAUAAUAACACUAGUAACCUAAAUAUUACAAUCAUUUCAUCUGUUAUCUUUAUCAACUGACCUACUUUAGACAAUAUAUAUGGUAUCUAUCCUAAAUAACUAGUUAUUAUUGCAUAUCUUAAAAAAUUGUUAUGACUUGCCCUAUAGUGCAGAUAAAACAUAAAAAUAUCUUUCCUUGCUUUUGAAGCUGCUCCCAUAGGGCUCUACAAGCAAGCAUUUUAAUUUCUGUUUAAUGAAAAAACUGUUCAGAUCCAUUACUUGAAACAUUUA